AUGUGUGUAUUCCUCAUCUCUUCCUCGGAGAAACAAAGUACUUACUGGUUGAUCAACCCCAUAGUUAGAGAGGCUUUAGGUGAUUGCACCGCGUCUUCUCCGAAUGUAAGCGAGUUAGAGAGUGAUGAUGACGACUCCGAAGAGGAAGAGGAUUUCUCGUCGUAUCAGGAGGAAUCGCUCACUAAAGCACGUCUAAAUAACAUCACCACGACGGUUGACCGAUUGUACAGUCUUUCGUUCAAGAUUAGAAAUCCUGCAAUGAGACUUGGACUUUCUAAGGCGAUGAUGUACACCAAAGUGGAUCCAGACACCGGAGUCGACCUCGUCGAGGUAUAUUCAUCAUUCGAUCAGAAGCAUCUCGCAGAGAUAUUCCGAUCCUUUGGUCAUCAGAAGCCCGAGAACCUUGACAGUCACUAUCUCGUUCAGCGUCUAGGAAGAGCAAAUACCCGACGAAGGCAGCAAUUCGGGUACUGGAGAAAACGAAACGUCAAAUACAAGGAAUAUUCUAAAUCUGUUGAAAAGACAGUCACAAGUUAUUCACAGACUGUCCAUAUUCCCCACAGAGGCGAGCUUCCAAUCGCCGACGGACCUCAAUCUGCUCCAUCGCAACCAUCCACGGCUACAUGGUUGAAUCAAGCGCAAGUGAAAUUAGAAGAUGAUAUCGCUUCUAUGAUAUCGACAAAAACCUUCCUCAUUUUCGCAGAUGAGAAAGGUGGUGAUCUCGUUUCAAUCCCUCCACCUCCUUUACUUGAAUUAGAUGCCAAAGAGUUUGAAUGCCCGUUCUGCUUCACGAUAUGCCCACGCAAAACUGCUCACAAGGGGGAUUGGGAGUUGGUGUUUCCCCUUUAA
This is a messenger RNA of Penicillium manginii, 849 nucleotides long. RefSeq names its product protein kinase. The transcript has a single exon. The coding region runs from base 1 to 849 and encodes 282 amino acids. The record is from RefSeq and is a predicted model, not a curated record. Lineage: Eukaryota; Fungi; Ascomycota; Eurotiomycetes; Eurotiales; Aspergillaceae.